This is a messenger RNA of Protobothrops mucrosquamatus (brown spotted pit viper), 775 nucleotides long. RefSeq names its product endochitinase A-like. The record is from RefSeq and is a predicted model, not a curated record. The transcript has a single exon. NCBI's taxonomy places the organism in Eukaryota, Metazoa, Chordata, Lepidosauria, Squamata, Viperidae. The annotation marks the transcript as partial.
UGCAGUCCCAGAAACCAUGUCCUCCGCAGAGUCGGUAGCCUCUAUUGUCACCACGACCGCUGCUGUUGGCAUGACUGAGCUAACCUCCGCCCUGGAACAAACCAGUCCCUCCAUUGCCCCCUCUUCUUCCAUGCAGCCGAAAGGAACCUCACGGCAGGAGACAACAACUCAACCCCCGCCUUCUGGCUCUUCCACAACGAAACCGGAGGUGAGCUCUGCCCGAGGCACCACCGUUUCUACGCCAACUUUUUCCCCUUCCACUGACCACUCUUCCAUUGCCCUUACCGAGGAAACCACCGUCUCCUUCCGGUCUGCCAGUCCUCCAGCCAGGGUCGAAUCAACAGCAGCUGAGGGGACCAGCCCUUCCCUCUCUUCGGCAACAUCUCCUACGGCUGCUAAGCUGAGAACUUCGACUAUUGAGGUGACCGGAUCCACCCCGAUGAGGCCGCAUUCCACUGUGGAGACUGGCUUCACGUCUCUUGAAAAUCAAACUACGCAAACCUUCAGCAAGGUUUCUCCCACGAAGGCUGAGCUGACCUCAGCAGAAGUGACCAAAACAGCUUCACCAGCAUCCGAGUCACCCCUGGCCACGUCUCUUUCCAUGCAGACUGUAUCCUCUCCGGCUCGGACCUCGCCGCCAUCGUCUCCCUCGGAGACCACCAUUGCAUCCCACGGCACGAGUUCUUCUAUUCAUGCAGAGUCCACCCCAACUGAAGGAAGCACCACCUCUUCGCUCCAUUCGGCACAAUCAAGCACUGCAGUCCCAGAAACCAUG